AUGAAUGUAUCUCCAAAGAGGAUUGAAACUUUUAAAUGGUCAUUAGCGCCUGUAUCACAUAAUGACGUAAUUAAAGCGUCGUCUGUAAAGGAUGAGAAAUACCAUCAAGCUUUAUUGAUCAUCAACGUUAACGAUAGCUUAUACAUUGGCACACCGACGCAACUUUUGCUAAUUUGCAAAUUUCCUGAUGUCAUCCAAGCAUUCAGUAUACUCAAUACAGGGCUACAAGUACUUCUGGUUAAUGAUACCAACGGAAAGCUUUGGUCGAUCAGCUAUGAUAUCCUAAUGGAUAAAAUAGAUAAUGCUGGCAAAAGGAAAAGAACAGAUAUGGAUGCCAACAAUGAUGGACAACACAAUCCUAUUGCACGCUAUCAUCAUCCCGUACAAUGGGAUUCUACAGGACUUCCUAAAGAACAUCAAAGAAAUGACAAUAUCAAAAUUUUAACAGUAGCAGAGUUGGAUGCUAAAAUUAUAUUGUCUACGAAUUGCUCCGUAAAUACAAUAUUUUUCCAUCAAUAUUGGGCUACUUAUGGUGCAAUCACCAAUCCAUAUUUGCUAAAAAUUUUCCAGAUAAUGCCUUCCAUGGAAAAAAAUUCCGUUUAUUUACAAUUUAUAACUGAUACUGAACUGAUUGAUAAUAGUAAGAAAGAUGAAAAUUCAGCAACAGAUUUAGUUGUACAAAGUUUCUAUCCAUCAGAUUUUAAGGAAAUGUGCUAUGGAAAUUGUAUUAAUUGCAAAAUUGAUCGAAGCCUAUUUAUCAAUAUUUUCGGCUUAGACGCGAUGUUGGCCAAAUCGUACGGUUUUAUGUACGGUAGUAUUGAUGGUAAGAUUCGUAUAUACUCAUGCAACAUGCAAAAUUUUCCAAAGACAGCAGAAAUCUUUUAUGAUUUGUGUGAGGAACCAAAAGCGAUUACGUCUGUUCGAAUUCCGAUCACAAAUGUUAACGGUAAUCAGAGUGUGGUCAAUAAUGCAAUACUUUUACUGGGUAUUCAAGGAAAGUUAAUAAUUGCAUGCCGUGGUAUAAUUGGCAAUGAUACGAUUGGCCUUGUAUUUAGGCAGUAUAAUCUCUUUGGUCCAGUAACUUCGCAAUGCUUAUUUCAAGAUGAACAUGGUACUAGCUCGCUACUGUAUGCUUCUACAAAUGAUCUUCGUCUUGUUCGAUUUAAUAGUAAUACAGAAACUACAGCUAUAUCUCAUAAUGAAAGUAAUAAAUCAGAUAACACUGAUGAGGAUGCAGAAAAAUUUAAGAAUCAAUUGGAUUCCUUACCAGUGCUGCCUCAGGUACUACAUCCAGUCAGUGAAAGAAUUGAUCAUAUUCUCUCCAUACUACCUUUCAUAUGUGAAAAUGAAAAAGACGUUGGUUUUGUAGCAAUCAAGUCUACUGGACAGAUAAUAAAAUUUGGCUUGUCUAUAUUUAUGAAGAAAAGCAAUUUGGAAAAAAGCGAUUUAAAUCCUCAAUUGGAAAUUUCGAAAAGACUAAAUCAGCUGACAAAUCUAAAUAAUUUAAAGACAGAAUUAGUGUCUGCAAUAUCAGCUUGUAAUAAUAGAACCAAGUUCUUUAACAAUGUUGCUUAUCAAUAUCAUAGGAUCAACAGAUGCAAGCAGUUAAACGAUUUCCAACUCAAAAUAGGUAUACACGUUGAAUAUAAUUCUUUUGAUAGUUUAUCAAAUCAGAGUGGAGCACUCGUAAUUCGUAUGAUAGACGAUAUCGGUUUGAUAAACUCUAGCUACUCUCUACUCGUUCUUGUUUCUGGUUAUACGCACCGAUCAGGCAAGUUAUGUAAAGACAUCGCAUCCUUUUCGUACCCUUUACGAGAUCGACCCCCUACGCGAAUGACAUUCAAUAUACCGUUCAAGCGUUUACUUGGGAAUGUUAUCACCUUAUCUGGAUAUUCUGAAAUUAACUUUAAUAUCCUAUUUACAUUGACAGUGGAAUGUUUGCUAUGCUUAAACUCUUCAGUAACCUCAAAUGGAGGAGAUUCAUCCCAAUUUUUAAAGAAGGGAAGUCAUAAAAUGCUGCAGCUUUCUUCGUGUAUCACUAUAUCUCAACGCAUUAUUGACAGUUUAUACUUUGUUACUGGAUCAUUUAUUGGUAGAAAACCACCUUUAAAGUUGAUGCACCAACGAUUAGGCAUGAACAUGUAUGAUCUUAUACCAAUUUCUAUGAACUUUGAAGGAACUAUGAUGUUACUGAAACGGAUUCUUUAUGAUAAAAAGAAUUAUAAUCCAGUGCCGAAUGUUUCCGAAAGUAAUAUUACCAAUCAAGUAGAAUGGAAAAAUAUAAGUCUACAAAUCAAAUUAAUAACAAAUGAACCUGUGGAUUUGCCUACAUUUCGUGAUCAAAUUCUUCAUAAUAUAUUAAAUAAGAAUUCUGAUUGUAUAAAUCACUAUGAUCAAGAAGCGAAUGAAAUAUCCUUAGUAUUCUUUGAUGAAUUACAAGUUGCAAUAAGAAUAAUAUUAGAGAAAUCCAAUUCAGAAAUUCCUAGCGAUGAAGAAAAUCGUGGAAAUAAUAGUCAAGUUAUUUCAAGUAUAACUCUUCAUAUCUCAUCCAUGUCUGUACCUACUUUAUUAUCUGUUUACUGUACUAUUUCAAGAAGAUUGCAGGAAAUUUUACGAGCUUCAUUUCAGAAGCCAUUUACGCUAUCGACGGAAAUUACCAAGUUUAACCGACGGAUGUUACAAGCCGACCUUCAUAACAUUCGAGACCAAGUUUGUCGUCUAAAUUAUUUAUCAAGCAUAGAAGAAGAGCUUUUACAGUCAACAAAGCUUUUGUCAGUAAUGUCUUGUAUCACAGAUUUGCAAAUCAAAAUCGGAAAUAUCACAACUAUAGUUGCUUCCGAGAUAUAA
Trichoplax adhaerens is the source of this 2847-nucleotide messenger RNA. RefSeq lists its product as uncharacterized. The transcript has 7 exons. The coding region runs from base 1 to 2847 and encodes 948 amino acids. The record is from RefSeq and is a predicted model, not a curated record. Gene Ontology annotation, cellular component: Fanconi anaemia nuclear complex; nucleoplasm. NCBI's taxonomy places the organism in Eukaryota, Metazoa, Placozoa, Uniplacotomia, Trichoplacea, Trichoplacidae. Gene Ontology annotation, biological process: interstrand cross-link repair.